This is a messenger RNA of Actinia tenebrosa (Australian red waratah sea anemone), 1635 nucleotides long. Its product is annotated as UDP-glucuronosyltransferase 2C1. Gene Ontology annotation, molecular function: UDP-glycosyltransferase activity. NCBI's taxonomy places the organism in Eukaryota, Metazoa, Cnidaria, Anthozoa, Actiniaria, Actiniidae. The record is from RefSeq and is a predicted model, not a curated record.
CGGCCGUGACACGACAAGGCAUACGCCAGACAUCACGAGAGCCCCAACCUGAAUCAUGGGUCCUUCGGCAAACUUUCCUUGUUUUUGUACCUUCCUCUUACUAACGAUCGUGCAGUGUUAUGCAGCCAAGAUUGCUGUCGUCCUUUUCCCUAAUGGUGUGAGUCACUACUUUAUGAUCGAGAAAAUCGGCAAUGUUUUAGAAUCUCGAGGUCAUGAGGUGACCUAUGUGAUGUGUUCUAUGGAUCCAAUAAUUGUAGGCGCCAAGGUUAAUAAACUAAUYUACGACACUCCAUACCCAUCAGAUCAUCUCAUCAAAGACAGCGCAAUAGUGGCACUUAAGAAAGGUUUUCUUGACACAUCCGACAUUGGUCGGUUUAUAAUUCUUCUCCGCAAUAUUUGUGACUCACUUCUACUUAAUGAAGAAAUCAUGGCUACUUCGGCAAACUUUCCUCGUUUUUGUACCUUCCUCUUACUAACGAUCGUGCAGUGUCAUGCAGCCAAGGUUGCUGUUGUCCUAUGGCCAAAUGGUGUGAGUCACUACUUUAUGAUCGACAAAGUCGGCAACGUUUUAGAAUCUCGAGGUCACGAGGUGACCUAUGUGAUGUGCUCUAUGGAUCCAAUAAUUGUAGGCGCCAAGGUUAAUAAACUAAUCUACGACACUCCAUACCCAUCAAAUCAUCUCAUCGACAAAGCAACAAGUAUAGCAUUCAAGAAGGGUUUUCCUGACAUAUCUGACAUUAGUGGGAUGAUAAGUGUUAUCCGCAAUAUUUGUGACUUCCUUCUACUGGAUGAUGGCUUGCUUUCAAAGCUCAGAGGAUAUGACCUGGUGUUUGCGGACAAUUCUUUUCAUGGGUGUGGACAACUAGUCCAGCGGAAAGUAGGGAUACCAUUCAUAGUGGAUUUCUCUGCCUGGGGAUUAAACUAUGAUGUUUUUAAUUUUCAUUACGGUGUUCCUUGGCCAGUGUCGUACAUUCCUGGUGACUUCAUACCCUCAUCUACACAGAUGUCGUUUCUUCAGCGUGUCAGUAAUCUACUUCUUUUUGGUUUUACUCGACUUAUGGGUUCAUAUUUCAGUCACUUUGGAGUURGUUCUCUAAAGCACAAGCAUAACAUUGCCCCAGAAAAAUCUUUUAYCYAGUUGAUUCAGGAGACAGAUCUGCUUCUAWUGCCUKUGGAUUGGGCUUUGGAAUGGUCUCGGCCUCUGCCACCAAUGGCUUGGUUGCCACAGAAUGACAUUCUUGGACACCCACAUCUGAGGUUGUUCAUGACACAUGGAGGUGCCAACAGUGUGCAAGAGGCAGCAUAUCAUGCUGUUCCUCUUCUGAUUACACCGCUAUGGGGAGAUCAGUUUAGUAAUGCACAAAAGAUCCAAGCUGCAGGAAUGGGGUCCUCCAUUGACAUCGGUGUUAAUGCUGAAUAUACUGCUGAGAAUAUAGUGGAACUUAUCAAUGAAUUGAUACAAAAUAGCAAUUUGCCAUUCUACCAGUACUUUUUGUUAGAUGUAGUUUUGUUUUUAUUGGUUGUUGUAGUACUGGUUGUGUACAUCUUAAURGGGUUUUGUAAGUGUUUGAAGAAGAUUUGUUCUAAAGCAGAUAAAGAAAAAAUUCAAUAAUGUAUACUUCCCAAAUUCUUGAG